This is a messenger RNA of Colossoma macropomum (tambaqui), 405 nucleotides long. RefSeq names its product putative protein TPRXL. Lineage: Eukaryota; Metazoa; Chordata; Actinopteri; Characiformes; Serrasalmidae. Bases 28 to 405 code for a protein of 125 amino acids. The record is from RefSeq and is a predicted model, not a curated record. The transcript is spliced from 3 exons.
AGCUGGUCCCGUCGGUGCUGUGGAGGAAUGAUGAGACGCUGCACUGUCCUCUCAGUCUGGCUGCUGCUGCUGCUGCUGCUGGGUGAGCGCACCAGUGGAGCUCCAAUCACUACAUUCUCUACAACCGUUAAUGAGCAACCAUCCAGCACAACAGCCUCAGCGUCCAGCGCAACAACCAUGAUGAUCUCCAACACCAGCCUCUCUAACGCUCAGAGCACCAGCAGCUCCAUCCUCAACACUACCACCAGCCCCGUCUCCAACAGUUCAUCUCAGCGGCCUCAAAACACCACCACAGCUUCAGGGUCCACCAGCCUGAACACCUCGACCUGCACAGUCCACUCACUGAGCUCCUCUAGACCACAGCAGCAACAUCACUGUGAAGAGACUGUCAUCACAGAGAGGUGA